Molecule: messenger RNA, 3325 nt
Organism: Papilio xuthus (Asian swallowtail)
Lineage: Eukaryota; Metazoa; Arthropoda; Insecta; Lepidoptera; Papilionidae
Gene: Ube4A
Product: Ubiquitination factor E4A
Exons: 17
Coding region: 152-3262 (1036 amino acids)
Biological process (GO): ubiquitin-dependent protein catabolic process; ERAD pathway; protein polyubiquitination
Cellular component (GO): ubiquitin ligase complex; cytoplasm; nucleus
Molecular function (GO): ubiquitin-ubiquitin ligase activity
Source: RefSeq, a predicted model, not a curated record
ACUUCAGCUUCAUCUUCAUUGUCAAUUUUUUAUCAACUUCAAGUUGUGAUAACGAAACAAUAAAUUGAACGUACGUGGGCUAGAAUGUAAAUUCUUUAAAAAUAAUAUAAAUAGGCAAUUGUUGUUACUAUUGUCAUUACAAAAAUUAACGAUGUCAGAUCCAAAUAAUCCAUUUGCUGGUUUAUUGGGAGUGUCAGAAGUAAAACCAACAAAUGACAAUGAAUACAAUGGGGAUAACAUACCAAAGCAAAUUAAUUUCAAGAAAUCACAAGAGGAUGAAGACUUGGAAACAGUUAAUAGCAUGGUAGAAAAUGUAUUUCAUUUUACUAUCAACAAUAAAGCUGUAGAUGGACCUUCAACAGACAGACAGCUAGUAUUCUUGGAAGAGUUAUCGCAAGUCAUUGCUCCAAAGAUUUAUAUAGACUUGGAAAUAUUAGAGCAAGCGCUGUUUGAGAGGUUGCUGCUACAAAAUGUUGAGACACAGGUUAUACCUAAAACAAGCAGGGCAUGUAAAGAACAUGUUGUGCAAAAUCAAGUUUUCCCAUAUCUAUUCAGUUCCUUACAAAAUUUGCAAAGUUAUGAACAAUUAAAUUCAGCCAUUGUGCAGAGUGCAUUGACUAAAAUGAGGGAAUUAAUAUUUAGAAAUGCCAUAACUGCUUUGAAACAGCCAGCACUGUUUGAAGAUCAGGAUUUCUCUUUGCAACUUUAUCAGUUGCUUCAACAUGUAGAUCCACAAAGUCACACAUUUUUUGAAGAUUUGGUGAAGGCAUUUGUGGCUGAAGGUGGAGAAGAUUGCCAGAAACAAUUGCAAGAUGCCAUGAUACCAGUUCUUAAUAGAAUAACCCUAAGUGUUAUGAAGUCAAACAUUAUUAAUCUACCUAUCUAUAUACUCCCAUGUGUACACUUAUUUGCAAGCAACCCAAACCUGGCACUAAUAUUGAUGGAAUCAUGUGAACCAAAAGAUGAAACAAUAGGAAGACAUUUCCAGAAUUCUAUACUGGGAGCACUUCUUACUUUGUCUGUGUUGCCUCCUAAACCAAAUGCAACUUUCCAGUUUUUUGAUGGUCCCUUGGAUUCGGCAGGAACAUCAAUGAUUGAAAAUUCUAUUUGGAAUGCAUCAUCACAUUUAAUCAACAAUAUGCACAAAAUAUUCCUGAUGCUAUUAAAGGGUGGGUCACAAAUGAGGAACCGUCUACUUACCUGGGUCGGUAAAUGUCUUAAAGCUAAUGUGGCUAGAGGGAAACUGUGGAACGUACAGGCUGGUGAAGUAAGUGGAGCAACAUUGAACUGUGUGUCUGAUGGUUUUAUGUUGAACUUGGGCGCUGUACUGUUACAACUAUGUCAGCCAUUUUGCAGCACUCCCGAUGAUCCUAAAUCUCUCAAAAUUGACCCAACAUAUGGAGCAGUGCCUCCUGAAGAAUGUGAAGCUAAAUCAGUACAUUUAGACUGCUUGCACAAUGAGACUUGUCUAUUACCGCCGCGUGAGGAUGAGAAUAAUCAGAGCCUCAAAAGACCCACUGCGGACACUUACAAUUUUGUUACCGAAUGCUUUUUUAUGACACAGAAAUGUAUUGACCUUGGUGUCCGUGUGUGUGCGGAGAAGCUGUGGCGCUUUGGCCAGGAGUUGGGACGUACCCAGCGAGCCUUGUCUGAUGUUCCACCACAUCUACUUGAGACUAUGCGCCAAAGGGGUCAUCAUCUUAUGACCAAGUUCAUGAGUCUCCGCUGCGCGCUGCUGGAGGCGGACAUGCUGACCAACCUGCACAGGUUCCAGGCGAUGACGUGCACGUGGCUGGUGCAGGUGGCCGCGCGCACUGAUGCGCCUGCGCGCUCCAACUACGCGCCGCGCACUCUCGUGCCAGUACACAUGCCGCUUCCUUCCCCGCCACCGGAUACUCUGAGAUGUAUCCCAGAGUUCGUGUUGGAGAAUGUAGUUGUGUUGAUCUCAAUGGUGCGGCGGACUGCGGGCGCCAUCACGGAGGAGGCGGAUGUGGCUGGUCUGCUGCAGCCCGCUCUCACACUGGUCCUCGCCUUCAUGGGAGACUCCACGCGGACAUAUAACCCGCAUCUUAGAGCUCGUUUAGCGGAGUGUUUGGAGGCGAUGUUGCCUAACCACCCUGAUGACCAGAUGCCGCUCAGCAACCUCGCCUCCUUCUCUAGGGAGCAGCUCUUCAAGGAGAAUCCACAUCGGCUACAAUUGGUCCCGUGCUUGCUGGACGUGUUCGUGGGCAUAGAGAUGACGGGGCAAAGCGUGCAGUUCGAGCAGAAGUUCAACUACCGCCGCCCCAUGUACCUCGUCAUGGAGUUCCUCUGGACCAUGGAGGAGCAUAGGGACGCCUUCACUAAGCUGGCUCGCGAGGCAGAGGCGAACAUGGAGGCGGUACAUCCGCCGCUGUUCCUGCGAUUCGUCAACUUGCUCAUGAACGACGCCAUUUUCUUGCUGGACGAGGCGCUUAACAACAUGGCGCAGAUACGCACGCUGCAGACCAUGCAAAUAUCAGGCGAAUGGAAUACUUUAACGGUACAAGAACGAGAACAACAUAUGACCAAUCUGUCGCACAUCGGUAUGCUGGCGCGCUUCGACAACAUCCUGGGACGUGACACGAUACGUACUCUGGUGCGGCUCACUGCGCACGCGCCCUACGUCUUCUGUCAUCCCACGCUGGUUGAUCGCAUCGCUUCCAUGCUAAACUACUUCUUGUUGCAUCUCGUUGGACCUAAUAAAAAGAAUUUUAAGGUGAAAGAUCUGAAGGAGUUUGAGUUUGAACCAGCCAACACGGUGAUGGACAUCUGCCGCAUGUACGUGGAGUUGGGCAGCAACGAACGCUUCUGCGCCGCGGUCUCUGACGACGGCAGGUGCUAUUCGCCCCAGCUCUUCUCUCACGCUGAAACUGUACUAGUUCGCAUCGGAGGCGGCGGUCUGAUCAGCUCGCUGCAGGAGGUGGCGAGUCGUGUGGCAGCACUGGCGGUGCAGCGCCGCCGCGACGAGGAGCUGCUGGCCAACGCGCCAGACGACUUCCUCGACCCGAUCAUGAGCACUCUCAUGUUGGACCCAGUACUGCUGCCCAGCUCCCGCACUACUGUUGACCGCACCACCAUUGCCAGACAUCUUCUGAGCGAUCAAACCGAUCCAUUCAACCGAUCUCCGCUAUCCAUGGACCAAGUGAAGUCCAACACUGAACUCAAGGAGAGAAUCCAUAAGUGGAUCGCAGAACAGAGAAUGAAGAGUGCUCAACACGAACCUAGUACCUCGGACUCUUAAUUAUCUUUUAUAUUUAAGAAUUUGUACAUCACAAGAAAUAGACAGGCUAGUAUAACUUUGUUU